Molecule: messenger RNA, 240 nt
Organism: Thlaspi arvense
Lineage: Eukaryota; Viridiplantae; Streptophyta; Magnoliopsida; Brassicales; Brassicaceae
Source: the annotation of a GenBank genome assembly
AUGCAUGAUGGUGAAGCAAGUCUCGUGAUUUACGCAACUGCGGCCAUAGCCAAAGAUUGUGUUGCAAUCAGUUCGAAGAUAUUUAUAUUUACGCUCUUGUGGCUAUUUGAUGUUAUGAUUGCUCACGGUGGACUUUCACUUCCUGCUCCAUCAAUGCCUCAUGAUCGACAUUGGGCUACUUUUCACUCGGUCAUGGCAACACCACUCCAAUCUUCUUUCUUGGAAUCCCAUAAAUUUUAA